Closterium sp. Yama58-4 is the source of this 648-nucleotide messenger RNA. The record is from the annotation of a GenBank genome assembly. NCBI's taxonomy places the organism in Eukaryota, Viridiplantae, Streptophyta, Zygnematophyceae, Desmidiales, Closteriaceae.
AUGCAAUGUCUUCCUCAUCCGUUCCCACUGUGCUCUCCCCUCAUUCCUCCUGUGCUCAUCCCUUCCACCCUGCACUCAUCCCUUCCCCGUUCCCUCACCCUUCCCCCCUGCACUCAUCCCUUCCCCGUUCCCUCACCCUUACCCCCUGCACUCAUCCCUUCCCCGUUCCCUCACCCUUCCCCCCUGCACUCAUCCCUUCCCCGUUCCCUCACCCUUCUCCCCUGCACUCAUCCAUUCCCCGUUCCCUCCCCCUUCCCCCCUGCACUCAUCCAUUCCCCGUUCCCUCCCCCUUCCCCCCUGCACUCAUCCCUUCCCCGUUCCCUCACCCUUCUCCCCUGCACUCAUCCAUUCCCCGUUCCCUCCCCCUUCCCCCCUGCACUCAUCCCUUCCCCGUUCCCUCCCCCUUCCCCCCUGCACUCAUCCCUUCCCCGUUCCCUCACCCUUCCCCCCUGCACUCAUCCCUUCCCCGUUCCCUCACCCUUCCCCCCUGCACUCAUCCCUUCCCCGUUCCCUCACCCUUCCCCCCUGCACUCAUCCCUUCCCUAUUCCCCCAACCCUUUCCCCUUUGCCUAUCAUCCCCCCUGCCUUACCCUCAUCCCCCCUGUGCUCAUCCCGUUCCCCCUGUGUUAUUCCCUCACCCCACCGUGA